AUAAACAUUUAGCACUAGUGCAACUCACACAAAAACAAAUUCAGAUAGUUCUGUGAUAAAGAAUAAUGUAAAAUCGUUUAUUAAGUUAAUCAUGUGUGUCCUUUGAGUAGCCUCUGACUGGUGCAAAGCAUCGUGAAGUACAUUUCUUUCUAUGAUGGUACUGUGUGAUUCUCGGGAUGGGAUAAUGUAUACGAUACAGAGUAACUUAAACUAUCCUUUUGGAAUUCUAAAUAUUCGACACAUGGUUGACAAUUUUCCUUCUAACUAUUUGUUCCAGUUUUGUAUCUCUUAUAAAAUGCGAUUCAGAGUUAUGUAAUAAUUUUUUUACCUGUAAUUCACGAAUGCUUUAUUUAUCAUUAAAAAAUAAACUUGGUUCUAUUAAGAAUACGAAAUACCGUAAUCAAACCGAUAUAUACCCAAUUUGGUCAGUUUCUAUUCCCCCGUUUCGAUUACUAAAUAUUCUGUGGCCGAAGCCUCUUUGCAUACUCUUUUCCUCUUA
This is a messenger RNA of Rhizophagus irregularis DAOM 181602=DAOM 197198, 499 nucleotides long. The record is from RefSeq and is a predicted model, not a curated record. Lineage: Eukaryota; Fungi; Glomeromycota; Glomeromycetes; Glomerales; Glomeraceae.